Molecule: messenger RNA, 888 nt
Organism: Homo sapiens (human)
Lineage: Eukaryota; Metazoa; Chordata; Mammalia; Primates; Hominidae
Product: translation initiation factor IF-2-like
Exons: 4
Coding region: 1-888 (295 amino acids)
Source: RefSeq, a predicted model, not a curated record
AUGACUGGGCUCAUUGCCCACCAAGCCCUGUAUGUGCACACGGACCUGAUGCCCCUGGCCCCAGCGCCGCUGGCCCUCGACGUGAACACGCUCCUCAGUGAGCAUUCUUGGGCAGUGCACAACCUCCCCAGCCAUGCCAGCCCGCGCUCAGGCCUCCCCCGUCUUCCCCGUCUCUCCGGCGUCGGUUCUCAAGCUCGUCCUUCCCCGCCUCAUUUCUCCAAAAGUCCGCAGCAAAUCCUGGCAACUCCGCCUUCAGCAUCUACCGGGAGCCGGCACUUCCCACACCUGCGCAGACCCACCCGGGCCCCAGCCCAGGCAGCCCCUGCACGGGGAGCCCGCGGGUCUCUGGCGCCCGCUCGGGACGCCUCCCCAGCGCUCCCCGCAGAGCGGCCAGGGGGUCUCGCGAGUCCGCGCCAGCUCGGGAUCCCCGGAGCCUCCCCUGGUGCGCUGCAGCCACGCAGGCCUGCGUCCCGAGGCCCACACGGCUUCUGCGCGGCAUCCUCAGGACGACCUGGAGCCAAAUCCACACGGGACGGCACAGCAGCGUCCUGCCGAGCCCGCCUCGUCCGCCAGCGCGCACGAUUCACCGCGCCUGCUGCGGGACGGGCGGACGCGGGGCUGGGCUGGAAUAGCCGGCUCACGGAGGGCUCCGGCAGUGUUUGUUCAGAGGAGCGCGGCGCUGGUAGCAGGCGACGCCAGGACUCUUCUCCCCAGUGGUUCCAGUCAGCGAGCAGGACAGAGGAGCCCGGAAGAGGCGCCGUGCACUUCCGGGUCGAAGAGCGCACGGCGGCGGCAGAGGCGGCGGCGGCCGGGCCUAGGAGCGACUCUCGGUCGUGCAGCGGCGGCGAGCGCUCGCGAGCGGCUGCGGGACGCGAGGUUUCCGGGUAA